Messenger RNA from Opisthorchis viverrini, 5191 nucleotides. RefSeq lists its product as hypothetical. The coding region runs from base 1 to 4875 and encodes 1624 amino acids. The record is from RefSeq and is a predicted model, not a curated record. NCBI's taxonomy places the organism in Eukaryota, Metazoa, Platyhelminthes, Trematoda, Opisthorchiida, Opisthorchiidae. The transcript is spliced from 20 exons.
AUGAGUGGCAUAUUAGAUACUGGGAUUGUGUUUACUCUCCGUGAGUACGAUUCGCUGGUAUGCCUACUCAGGGCGAGUGCGAAAAAACCCAAUCAUGGAUGCUUUAGGCAACAUACAGUCGCAUAUCGCGUGAACUGCUUCGGUGUAUGUGAGCAAUUUAUAGCUCUGGGCUGGUGCGACGGGACUAUAUCAGUCAUCGCCAAAGACACUGAGUCUGUUGUCCAUUCCAUCAAACUGCGAGAUGAUAGACGAAAACCUCUCGCUAGAAACAAGACCAAGUGUAUUCCUGAGAACUUGGAAAUUCGUUUGAAAGAGGACUUGGUCAUCGUGUGCUCUACAUAUACGGAAAAUCCCCAUAACUUGACCAGUUCAGGCUUCUCAUGGUCGAGUCAGACGAUGACGCAUAUAUAUCGGAUGCCGACUGCGGUCAACGGAUCCGUUCUCUUCAAAAAGGUUGUGCGCUUUCUCAUCUGUGGUACGCGGCACAACCGGUUGUUGGCGCGUCCUUACGUGUCCGCCAGCGGGAACCUCGUGAUAACAGGCGACUUACGGGGGAUGAUAACUGCCCACAGAUUCAACCAAAAGAUGGCUUCCUACAGUUCUUCUACCCUGACGGCUGUACCUGGCUAUGUGCGUGAUAUCCAAGUUCAAGGCAGCCUUCUGCUAAUUACUGUGCAAGCAUUUCCUCAAAACAGAAGACACGAAGAAGACGAUUUGAUAGAGAUAGUUUGCUCUGAAGAUGUACGUCUUUAUAUACUCGACCUGUCAACCAAGAACUUGAUCCAACUUAACCUUUUGGAUCUGCUCCCUCAGAAAAAUCCGUUCCAAAAGCUAUCUUGCCUUCAACCGGUUUGGCUAACCAAAGGCAAUCCUCCCAUGUUUAUUUGCUCGAUUUCUCAGUCAUUUCCAAGCUCCACGCAAGAAAAAAAGUCUAUUGAUGUGUCGACCAACCACACUAUGGUACCGGUGGCAGCUGUUUUCGUGGUACGUAACUCAACGGUCAGCCUGCAGCGAGUCAUCUAUAUGGACUGUUUCUCCACCAGUCAGUUCUUUUCUAGAAUACCGGUACUGCCGUCAGCAAUAUCGACGGUUGGGCAAAAGUAUGACAUGGCUUCGUUAGGUCGGCCUAAAAACACCCAAUCGGACUACAACCGUAUUCUUCACUGCCUUGCGUACACAGAGAAAUCGCUGCGUGUGCUGUCAGACAAAACCCUUUUGCUAUGGACUACUUCACGUCAAACAACACCACUAGCCAGUAAGGAACUUGAAGCGGAGUCUUUGCUCGCUCUGUUGGAGUUGGAGGUCAAUGAUGGGUCGGAGUUUUCAGGUCUCUGCGCAUCGGCUCGUUUGUUAGCAUACUCCAACCAGCUAGGAAACAUUCAGUCAGUUUCUGCGUUGCGACUGAACCCACGUGCCAGACCGACAGCUUACCCCUCUGGAAGCAAAAGUCAUUCUUUCCAGUCUUCUAUCAACAGCGGUUUGGAACUUUGGAUCCAGCGUGCUGUACCUCCGCAACUCCAAAAUGACGUCCCUAAUCUCGUUCUUCUUUCCACUCACCCUCUGUGUGCUCCUCGUUUAGCUCUGGCGCCAUCCGUGGACCUGGCCGCCUUGUUCUCCGAACAACACCUCAACGAUCCUCGCCACUUUCAGACACGCCCAUGCUAUCCACUUGGAUCCAAAGAGUGUCGUUCUGCAAAACUGGUUGCUUCGCAAGGGCUUCGGAAUCCACCCCUCACUCAUAAGCGGCCGUUAGUGGAAACGUUUGAACAAGGAGUGGAAGUUGGUGUAGACUGUCUGUUGAUAGAUCCGUCGUGCAGCUCAUCUGAACACAGUCACUCUGAAGCAGGAUUAUCCCGACUACAGGAUCUCCCAUCCACAUCCACAUGUAUGGACAAUGGAAUUACGAACGAAACACCCGUUAUCCAAGGGCAGAACAAGCAGUCGGAGCAGGUUUGUGCAAAAACAGGCGACAUCCAGAAGAGUAAUUCAGACUGUCGGUCAGCUACGCAUCCAAGCUUGGUUCAAGAUACCUCAUCAGCGGAUGUUUUAGUGACCCUCUCUAGAAAUCCGCCUAUCCCUUAUACGGAACAGAUUACCAAUGAGAGCAUUGAACAUCAACUCUCCGGUAGUGAGAAGGAUACGGAUAACAAUCCGUUGAGCUUCAACCUUUCCAAAUCUCCAAGUAACCCGUCUUUGCAUGCAGAACUAGAUGCAGAAUUAGAUGCGUUCUGCAGCUCAGUUUCCGAGCAAAUGGACACCACGAAUCAAGUUGGGUCUGCACCGGCUUCUAAAGGGAGCUUUUCAGACAGAUAUGAAACAUUAAUUUCGGAGGAUUCCUGGUGGUUAUAUCGUUGCCCAAAAGCCAGUUCAAGUGACAUUUUACGCUUACAAACCAAACUGGAUGCCAAAGGAUCAGAACUUGUCCCGUUUGUGACGUUCAAUGGUACUCCGGGAAUAGCAGUGUGGCAAGCAGAUGGUUCCCAUCCGGACUGGAUACUAGCGCCGCCUUCUUUUGGCUCAGUAUAUUCACUCAACGUUUCGCCACAUGGGGAUCUAGUUUGGUGUCUCAGACCACCAGUAAAACAAGCAGGGUCUUUGUCCGGGUAUGCAGUGGACGUUUUCACUGAGCGUAACGGACUACACUCUCUGUGCUCUUCGUGGAUUGCCGGACAGACAGGUCGUUGGGAAUCCAAUGUAUUGCUCAGGGUAACGAGCUUGGAUUUUGGGAAGUCAUUCGCCCUAUUCACCACCACUUCAGGUACUGUAAAGGCACAAUUCGGUCUGUCAUCUCGAAGGCCCUACUGUCAGUCGUACACUUGGCCCUGUCCCGAUCAUCAUCUUUUGCAAAUUAGCGUCUCUGAAACUGGACUUGUCUGGGCCUUGGCUUUGACGAAGCAUACGGCCUCCGCAGAUGAUUCUCAGUUAGAUUUCUCCAUGGAAAACUUAUGUAUUCUCAUGGCUCACAUACCCGAGGAACUGCAAGAUAACACUCAACAAAAUCCUUCCGUCAUUGCGAAUCGUCUACGAUCCGCAUGUUGGUAUCCAAUCCUUCUACCUGCGUUGCUUGAGCCUUCUUUGCAGCAUCUGUUGCGCAACACAACUUCUCUGGAGCAGCUCGGAGUUUCUGUUAGCCGGGUUGUACAACUGGGCUUCUCGCCUCAAUCUAACUCAUUUCCAGGUUCCUCAGAACCGGAAUCAACCUGCUAUACAUCGUUGAACGUUGGGUGGCUGUUUGUACGACCACCAAUAGCUGAGCUAGACACAUUGCUCUCCGUCUUUCGGUCGAACGAGGAAAUUGAUGAUGGCAUACUUUACGGCUGUGCGUUUUUCCUACCGAAUCUGCGAUUGUAUUACAAGCCCGAUGACUCGAAUUGGUGCCAGGCCCCCAUUGGUGGUUUCGGAGGGAAACGUCGGUCGCAAAAGUCUUUAAAGUUGUUUAAACAAUCAGCCAGUCCAAAGUAUCGCCCAACGCUUAUAAAGUUCCCUGCUCAUGUGGUCACAAACUCCCCAAGCUACAACCUCAAGACUCGCCCCUCAGGCUCAUUCAUGGACUGCAGUCUACCAAUGUGGCUUGUAAUUCAACGUCCGUUUAGUGGUACCACCAUUCUCGCCCGUGUCCGUGAAUCAUUAUCCGUUUACCAGUGGUCUAAACAUCGCGUUCACGUGCAAACUAUCCGAUCGGGCUCUCCACUUGGGGAUGACUUUGUCCAUUGCCAACAUGUUUGGCAACAUCCAUUGCUGGUUGAGAUUUCCUUGAGGGAGUCAGUGCAUUCUUCUGAGGAAACUGCCUGUUGUUUAUGGACGGUGAAUACCAUUUCAAACGAGCUAUUUUGCCAUUUCGGUUCGUCCUACUCGAAGUCUUUGGCUAUACCGGCUGUCGAUUCAGGACCGAAUGCAAUUACUUCUCUCUGCCUGGUUCCAGACACUCGGAUCGGUGUUUUCCAUCUACUCAUUGCUACAAGUAGUGGGAAACUAUGCUCAAGAAUCGGUUUGUCUGCUUCCUCUCCAACUGGAACGUCGUGGGUGUCGGAAGUCCGCCCAGCUUAUUGGGAAAAUCCACCAAGUGACCGGGGCGUCAACAAGGAUUUGCCUAUAUACUUCACAUCGAUGGCUUGUGCAGGCUCAGAACUGUGGGCCACGGAUAACCUAGGAAAUCUAUGCUCCACCGUGGUCCGCUUGACGCAUGGAGUUUCUGCUUCGACCUCUAUCUCAUCCACUUCACCUAAACCUAACAUAUACUUCUUGUCGAUUGCUGCCGGUGAGUGGAACUCUCGGGGUCUUGGUGUUAGCCUAUGGGCAAUAGGUUUGCCCGUCGGAGAAGCUGGAAAAUACAACGUUCCCCUCCGUUCCAACUUGAACGAGACCGCUACCUAUCCGCCAGUUUCUGGUUUACUGUACACACGUUGCUGGAAUCCGAAGUCCAAUACCUACUUUUGGCUUCAUGUUCCAUCACUGAAUGCGCGUAGCGUCCACGUGACUUCGAGACGCGUUUGGAUGUUGUCUUCUACUCAUCCGCCCCAGAUAUUCGUGCGACAGUCUGAUGGCGGGAAGACACCCGAAUUUAAUCUUCCUGGGCCUACAGCAGAUCACGUUGGACACUCCUGGCAAUCUGUUCCUCUUCCAGACCCCCUUCUUCAUAGAACGAGUGUGGAUUGUAUGUCAGUUUGGUCAUGCUCUAGAGAUAUUUUUUCAAACUCUGCAAUCCCUGCAUUCGAUCUGAUAGCAAUAAGUCAGACUGGUGAAUUACUGCGACUAAACUUGUUGCCGUCGUUAAAGUUUUCCGAGAGAAAGGAUCACCACCUUCGGGAUUUAACUCCUCCUGCUAACAAUAACUUGGUUAUGCUGACAGAAGCCGGGGAUUUUUUGGAAAAUUGAUGAAUUCGAUCAGCUCCUGCUGCAACUUGGCAAACGUUCAUGUGGUGCAUAAUCAGUUCGCGACACUUUCUCAUCUAUUUUUUUUAUUCCGAUAGCGUUCUGGACACAUGAUUUGUUUUCUUUUUCAUAGCUGAAGUACUUUUGAACCUUCUGUUUAUUAUUUUUUUUUUGGCAUCAUGGUUAUAUAUUUUAUGCUGGACGACUUAUUUUUCGUUAAAUGUACAGCUUUCACUUGUGUUCCUGAGAUCUGAAUCUCUAUUAGGUUGCCUUAUAUUUCCAGAUUCGUUCCUUUCACUUUGUAUCGGAAGUGGAUAAU